GUGUAAAUAUUGUCGCUCCUCCUCCUCCUUCUCUUCCUCCUUGUAGAAUAUAACCUUCUUAAAAGCACAGAUUGUUUUAUUUUUGUCUGGAUAGUCCCACUGCUUAGUCCAGUGACUGGCACAUGAAUUCAAUUGAAUUAAAAAUAAUUUACCUUUAAUUACAAACCAAGUCUACCCUUCCAGAGAAUACAGAGGGGAAAGUGUGGAAUUAGUAAUGUGGAGAAAAGAAGAGAAGAUGGAAUUUAUAAGAAAUGUCAAGAAUUAUGAUGAUAGGAGAUGGGAGAAGAGAUAUCAAAAUGAGAACCUAAGUUUCCUUUUCUAUUCUCUAUUCUAUUUUAUCCUUUCCUGUGCUCCAUCUUCACAUCUCCCCUAUCAUUCUGUAUACUUCAUUUCUCACAUUCAAAUUUCCCACAUCUCAUCAUAAUCUUAUAAUUCUUCUUCUUAAUAGUCCAUCAUCUCCUUUAAUUUCUUCUGUAUUGCUAAAAAAGAGACCAGUUAGGAUAGAGUAGGAAAAAUUGUGGUCCCUUUUUCAGAAAGGUCAUAUAAAAUGUAUAGUCAUUUGCAGUUUUCAGUCUUUUCAAAGUGUCUUCACAUCUACUAUCUCAUUUUAACCACACACAAAUCUCUGCGGAAUGAAUUGGGUGAGGAUCAUGGGAGCACAGUUUACGAGCUGGAAGGGACCUUAGUGGUCAUCUUGUCCAACAUUCUUCCUUUCAUACGUGAGAAAACGGAUUGUCAGAGAGGAGGAAAUGGUUUGCUCAGUCUCACAAAGGUAGUCAAUUAUUCUCUGAAAACUCGGGCUUGAGGCCUGAGGAGUUCGCAGCUUUCUACAGAAACUUGGGGUUAUUAGUGGAGUAAUACUAAAAGUUCCCUAACUUCUAGGUCGGGGCUCACAAGAUCUCACAAGCCGGAACUACACCCAAGUUGCAAGGUUGCUACAUCUGAUUCCUAUCCCUUUCUCAUUCUUGUUCACUAUCUCUUUUCUUUCCGCCUCCCUUUUCCAAUAAGCCUCCUCCCUCUUCCUCUUUUGUCUCCAGGGUUCCCCAUUCCCAAAUGGACCCCCUUCGUGGGCUCCUUAGCUCGGCACUUGCCAACCAAUCAACAAGUCCCCAAGUUCUUUCAGCAGUCCGUCCUCCUCCCCACCGUCUCUUUCCUUUCCUAAGUUUCCAUGGAGAUAGGAAAAGCAAGGGUUGCUUCGAUGUCCGGGAGGGGGAGGGAAUCGGAUUUACUAUUGUCUGUUACAAGAAGAGCAGACAUAAACGGAGAGAAGAAGCAAAUAGACACGCAGUAGUGGAACGGGAAAAAAGAAAAACUAGCAGAAACAAGCAGGUGACGAUAACAGGAACAGAAUGAGGUGAUUUGUGUAAGUAUACGGUGACAGUAGAGAUAGGAAGAAUGAGUAAGAACGGGAUGCACAGCAUUUUCUACCUCUACUGGGUUUUUUGUUUGUUUGUCUGUAGCCUUGGGACCCGAUGGCCUGAAGGGUCGAACCAAUUUCCGUGGAAGAAUCAAGGUAUGAACUAUACCCCAUCAUCACCUUUCCACUUCCAAACCAAGAAUUCUGUCUGUGUCUCUGUUUCUGUCCCUCUGUCUGACCCUCAGUCUCUGUGGUCGUCCUCCUCUUCCUUCUCCUGUCUCUCCCUCCCCUUCUCAGAAUUUACAGUGAGCAAUGGACCCCUCCCCUUGCCGCCUCUCCGCUCUCUGUUAGGUCCGCAAGCCUACUUGGUAGAAACUCCGGAUGGGAGUUUGGGGCGUCAUCUCUUGUAUUGUUUCCGUUAGGGACUGCAUGAGCGUUGCUGAUAAUCAGCAUAGGCACCAAUCCCUGAAAUGGGCUAACGAUUCUAGAGCUUGAAGCAGAGUAAGAAAGCCCAGCAGGCAGAUGAGAUAGACCUCGGGCGCUUAGCCUGCACUGCAUGAGAAAAUUGCAAAAAGCAAUGGAGAAUGAGCACAAAUCACCUUGUCUCCUUUCCUUCUUGUUUCCGCUUUUCUGUUUUCUGUUUCUAGGAAGGCGAGGGGUCCUCACCAAAUGACUGAGGCGGUCCCACACACUUUAUGUCAGGGGUUCUUAACCUUUUUGCGUCACAGUCCCCUUGGGCAGUCUGCCGAAGCCCUUUUCAGAAUAGUAUCUUUAAAAAUAAAAUAAAAUGCAUAUGAUCACAAAGGAAAUCAAUUCUAUUGAAUAGUUAUCACUGAUUUUUUUUUUAAGUUCACAGACCUCAAGUUAAGAACUCUUGCCUUUGGUGAUAGGAGCCAGCUCCUGUGUGAGCCAGUAGGACUGAACCUCCCUACCUGGAAGACAAAGCGGCAGGUUAUUGCUGCUGCCUCUAUUCCCUAGGGACCCUUUGUUGUGGAGUACAGUGAAACCCAGGCAUGAUGGGAUGAGGGAGAUCCCUGAAGAGCCAAGGAAAGGUAGCAUCGAAAGACUGCCCGCUUUUUCCUCUUUACUGCACUGUAAACUAAUAGGUAUUGGCUGAGGGGAGGGCUUUGGCAGCAUUGCCCUAGCCCUUAGGUUCUCCCUUUUCCCAAAGGCAACCGUGGAGAACCCAGAGAGUUUGCAAGCAGUCAACGAUUGUGUGUUUGACAGAGGCGGGAAGGAGGAUGCCAUGUGUCUAGCAUUUGGCAGUUUGUGCAGCACUUACCCAUUCAGUGCAUCAGCUCAUCUUUACAAGAGCCCUCUAAGUUCAUCAUUCCCCUGAUGUCAGGAGAAAAACAAAUUGGAUUCUUCGAUAUGAAUGUUGAUGUUCUACAUGGUUCCCUGGUUCUAUCCCAUUUUGAAAGCCUGGAAAUUCCUGUCAACCAGAGCCCUAAAAAGCCAGCUUUUGCAGCUCACAUUGCCUAUCACCCUUUACAUGUUAUCUGAAGAACAAAGAUCAUUUGGCUGUUCCUCUGACUUUCUGUCUUGUGGAAAAAACACUUGUGGCUAGUCAUGGAAUCACUUGGAGCUUGCAGAACACAUCCUGAGCUUUGGUUUAAGCACCACUGGCUUCUCUAACCUUUGUAGUCAUUGUGGCAACUUCAGUGCUGAACAAUUUUUCCACUAUAAAGGGAGUGGCCCCAGAUGGAUGGCCACUGGGAUGCACCCCCUACCAAUCCCUCAGUAAAGAUGUCUAAUCUAUGUAGUUCCACUGCUCCCCUUUGUGCCAAGGUUUCCCCUUGGCUCUUCCUUCCUAUUGACAAGCAGAUGAUGCUUGGAGAUGUACGGCAAGAGGUAAAGGAAAAGCUUCGGGAACAUAGUGCCAAGGUGGUACCUGAGAAUAGGAGACCACUUUGUCCACUAAUGCUUUAUGAUGGACCUGAGAAGCCUCAGAACAGUAAUUGUGAAGACAAGGAUUCUUCCCACUCUAGACCUGUCGCCUUUCCUAGACCCAGCCUGUUCCAUUCACUCCCCAGCCCAAAGGACAUCAAGCAGGAAGCAAGGCGGAGACUACAGCUCCAUAGACAGAACAGCUCCCCUAAUCUUGCCCUUUACCAUCUAAGACAAGGCUUAGAUAUGAUCAAACACAGGACCACAGACUCUAGGGAAACCAGGAGACUAGAAUUGGAAAGAAAAGUUCACCUCAAGGGCCAACUCUACAUCCCAACUUUUGAGGAGUUCAAGAAGAUGAAACAGAAGUUGCCGGACCCAUCUCCAGAACCCCCCAAACAAAGAGCACUUGAGGAGCUCCAAAGCCUUCAGGAGAGUACUAAGAACAAAAAUCCUCAUAUUUUUAAGGAGCCUUCUCUGUUCUCUAUAGCUAUGGGCCAUCCAGUUUCAGAAAUGAAUAAGUGCAGUAGAGGAUUGUGUUGUCUCAACUCCAACCAGGACCUUCCCUCACCAAACCACCUUAUUUCUCACAACAAUAUUUGCCUUCCCAGAACAACUAAUGAGAACCCAUUUAUUUCACAGAACAUCAAUUCUUGGGAUCCCAGCCCUGAGACCUCCAACUCUGCAGUCCCCAACAGAGAUGACCCCUCAGAUCCUAUCUGUUGCAGCCCAAUUUCCAGGUCUAUAUUGCAGACAGACUCCAACAAAGAAAAGAGCCAGAUAAAAGAGAACAAGGCAGGCAUUCUAGACUUUCAAUGUAUAGUCACCCACAGUUCACGACUGUCUCCAACCUCUGCUGUACCAUCCUGCUGUCCCACCUUGCUGCUUGAGGUUACUGACGUGUCUUGCUGUGGUACCAAACUGAAAAAGAUGAAGGAUGGGAUCAUUGAUUCAGCCCUAGACCUGAUUAAGAAAAGCUGCACCCCCAUUGUUGCUGUCAAAUCUCCAUCAUGGUCACAGGAGCCCCAGGAUGUUGGCUCUACUACUUUGGACAAUAACAGCCGUUUUGUAGAGGCUCCCAUAGCAACACAGAUAUGCUGGAAGGAGAUGAAGGAUAAGAUUGCAAAAGACACUCAUUUGGUGGAAUGGACCUUGAGCUCCAACUGCCAUUGCUCCAGUUUGAAUAAUCCCCUGGAAAGCUCCAAGUCCCCCCAGGAGUGCCAGCCACAGCCUCAUUUUAGUGGCUCAACACCAAUGACAAACAACUGGAAAAAGCAACUGGAGUUGAAGAGUGCUGCCACCAUUCACCAGCACAUGAAGAAAUGGCAGACCAAGAAAAACCCUGAGCUUCCAGGUGUCCCUCAUGGCUGGAAGUUGGAUGAGAACAACUGUUCCCUACCUGCCAAACAGCAUUGGAAUAACAUGGACCAUCUUAGCACAGGCAAUCAAGUAACAGGUUUGUGUGAGGGCCAGGAUGAGAAUGAGCCUUGUGGAGACCAGGAGCCAGGGCCAGCCCUGAGGGCAGGGGCAGCUGAGGCAGAACAAGAGGACCCUGGUCUUGAGUCAGCCCUGGCCCCAAGCUGGCGCAGCCAGGCAUCCACAGUGUCCAACUCCCCAGAAGCACAUUGCACAGACUGCAGGGAGGAGAAAGAAGCCCUGAGCCCAGGGCACAGGAGCCUUUGUGGGCAGUGUACCAAGCUACGCUGGGAAAGAAAACAAGCAGUAUUGGAGUUCAUUCAAACAGAGGCCAGCUACGGGGAGAACCUUCGAGUUAUCAAAGAACAGUUUCAGUUGCCUAUGCAGUCUGCUGGACUCCUGAGCCCUGGACAGCUGCUGGCUGUGUUCAGCAACAUCCAGGAGCUCAUUGAUCUCAAUGAGAAAUUUCUGGAAAGCCUGAAGGAGGAGAUUGCGGAAGCACUGUCACAGGGCGAUGAUGACCUGAUGAAUGUGUGCGUUGGUGGGAUCUUCCUGAAAUAUGUCAACAUGUUGCCUGCUUUCCAGACUUAUUGCCUUCAGCAGGCAUCCUCGAUAAGCACUCUCAGCACCUUGGAGAAGGAAAAGGAGCUACUUCGCAUUUUCCUCCAUGCCUCACAAACUAACAACACAGCACUAAGGCGGAUGAACCUGCGCUCAUUCUUGAUGGCCCCAUUGCAGCGCAUCACCAAAUAUCCCCUUUUGCUGAGUCGAAUCACACAGGCCACAGCUACUUUCCACCCUGACUAUAGCCACCUGUGUGAGGCCACAAGCCACCUAGCCUCUUACCUGGAGCACAUCAAUAGAAAAACAAGACAGGAAGGUAGCCUGCCCUGGGCCCUGCGCCCUUUCCGCCAGGAUGUCUGUCAUCACCACGAGGCCAUUGCUGCCAUUGAUCGCCGGGAGCUGGCACUGAAGACACUAGGCUGGCUGUGGGAAGAGACUCAUUUUGUAAUGGAGGGAGGACUGCAACUGGCUCAGCUUCCUGAUGGUCCUUGGACCAGGAAGGGUAGUCGAACCCUGAAGUUCCAGACUCUGCAGGUGAUCCUCAUGGCCAGGCUACAGAAGUCGGCUGAAAUUGGCUCAAGACAUGGGAGCCUUGGUCAGGGGCCAGUGGGAGAUGCUGCGCUAGUGCUAAUUCGUGACAAGAGUCAUGGUAAACUCAACUUGGUGAGAAGCCCAGUUCGGCUGGGCCAGUGUGUGGUAUCAGCCGACCCUGUUUGCAAGACCUUUGAGCUGCUGGAGAUACAGCAGGGUGCUUUAAUCCUGCGUGAUGAGGACUAUGCCCGUACUCAGCUUUGGCUAUAUCACAUCCGUGUUUAUGCCCGCCAGCUAGGAUCCUGGAAGAGGCGGCGCAAUGCACUCCCCAAUAUCAUGAUCAAUAUUCCCAACCAUCCCUGAUGCUAGGGAUGUCCCCAGUUAGGGGUAGAAGAGAUUAACAGCAUGAUCUCAAUUCUAUUAAUCUUUAAAAUAUAUCUCUUAAGGAAAGAUCUAGGUUAUGCAACCAGGACCCUACUUUCCUUUCUUAGCGAGGGAUUCAUAACCCCUCGGUUGGAGUAUACCUGUCAACACUCCCUACUGAGGUUGCAGAGGGACUCAUUAUUCUGCCUCCACAGGGCUAACAAUAUGAACAAUUUCUUUCUACUUCUUCCGGUUCUUUAUUUCCCCUAUCCUUCUGGUUUCUUUAGUUGACUUUUGGACUCAUUCAUGGAUUUAGUCACUCCACAAAUAUAAUAUGAAGUACUUUGGGAAAAGCAAAUAUUAAUAAAACAUUGUUAUUAGAGGUAUAUAAAUAACUACAAUAUGUAAUGUGAGACUACAAUAAAAGACAUAAAGUCUUCUA
Monodelphis domestica (gray short-tailed opossum) is the source of this 6560-nucleotide messenger RNA. RefSeq lists its product as uncharacterized. NCBI's taxonomy places the organism in Eukaryota, Metazoa, Chordata, Mammalia, Didelphimorphia, Didelphidae. Gene Ontology annotation, biological process: positive regulation of Rho protein signal transduction. The record is from RefSeq and is a predicted model, not a curated record. Gene Ontology annotation, molecular function: guanyl-nucleotide exchange factor activity.